AUGGCGUCUUAUUUCGAUGAGCACGACUGCAAGCUCUUGAACCGUGGACUUGAGGCCCGCAACAAUAUGUUGCUGGAGCUCAUGAGGAGAGUGCAUGGGGCUUGGAACUGGGCCCCGGGGAGCAGAUCACUCCUUAAUAGGAUGCACUUUGAAGACUUGGGAUUCGUAGACUGGGAACACCACCUGCCUCCACCAGGUGCCAAGGCUGUGGUGGAGGGCCUUCCCAGAACAGUCAUCAGUAGCUCCAAGGCUGAGCUCAAGUGCCCUGUGUGCCUUUUGGAAUUUGAGGAGAAGGAGACAGUCAUUGAGAUGCCCUGCCAUCACCUCUUCCAUUCCAACUGCACUCUGCCCUGGCUAAGUAAGACAAAUUCCUGCCCCCUGUGCCACCAUGAGCUGCCCACCAAUGAUGCCAGUUAUGAAGAGCACAAAAAAGAUAAGGCUUGGAAGUAG
Messenger RNA from Acomys russatus (golden spiny mouse), 450 nucleotides. Its product is annotated as E3 ubiquitin-protein ligase RNF181-like. The record is from RefSeq and is a predicted model, not a curated record. Lineage: Eukaryota; Metazoa; Chordata; Mammalia; Rodentia; Muridae. The coding region runs from base 1 to 450 and encodes 149 amino acids. Gene Ontology annotation, molecular function: ubiquitin protein ligase activity. Gene Ontology annotation, biological process: protein ubiquitination. Gene Ontology annotation, cellular component: cytoplasm. The transcript has a single exon.